AUGACCAGCAUGGAAGGACCGGAGGAGGUUUGCGCAGGUUGCUCCUUGCACCCUCUGGAAGUGUCACUGGUGUUGAUUUGCAGUCAUCGCUUGUGCUUACGAUGUGCCUACGAGCAGUUGCAGCAAUUGCAGGUGUCCAAAGUGACACCGACAACGCAACGUGCUUUUGCUGCUUUCGCUGCCUGCCCAAGUUGUGGAUCCGUGACGGAAGUGGAGGCUGGAGCUGCUCAGCAGAUUCACUCUCUCCAGUCUCUCCAAUCAACACCAUCCGUUCCAUCUGUACCAUCGCAGAUGGCCUCAUUACCAUCUGCUUUUUCAACUUCACGAAGUGAAGUUGAUGAAAUGACAGGCCAAGGCCAAGGAGCUAAGGAGCCAAGGCCGGCAAGACAGGAGCUGCAGGAGCGAAAAAGUGCUGAGGCAAGUGAUCGUGAUCACGAUCGCCGUGAUCGCAGUCCCGGUCUCCCUAUCACAGCCGUGGCCUCGCUCCCUGUCUUGCCACCCCAAAGUCCAGCAAAUGGCAAUCGUCAUUCUGAAUGUUCACAGCAAGACAUGGUAUGUGGCCAGUGUGAAGUGAACGUGGCUGAUGUAAGGUGCUCUCAAUGCGAUGAGCUCUUUUGUCAAAGUUGUUACAACAACAUGCACAGGGUGGGUAGAAUGAAAGAGCACAGGUCUUCUCCUUUGGCUGCCCCUACGCCACGGAAUAUGUUUGCCGUGCCUCUUCAAUCAACCGAAUAUUGUGCAGAGCAUGGGGAACCACUUCACUUUUUUUGCUUGGAUUGCACUGAAUGUAUUUGUGCGGAAUGCACGGUGCAGCGUGACAGACCCCAUCAUGGUCAUGACGUUGUGAGUGCCAAAACAGCAUUCAACCAACUCUUGGGGACUAUCCGACAGCUGUUGGAGUCGGCCGGAGCCCGUUUGCGCAAACCACCAAAGGCGGAGCUGAUACAGCAAUUGGACUCCAUGUCGAGCAAAGGAAAGCAAGAGCUCAAAAGAUCAUUUCUCAGCUUGUAUGAAGCGCUGAAAUUACAGGAACAGACUUUGAUGAAAAGGGCAGAAGAGAUUGGCCGGACGGCAGAUCAAGCGCUGCUUGCAAAG
This is a messenger RNA of Durusdinium trenchii, 1095 nucleotides long. The record is from the annotation of a GenBank genome assembly. Lineage: Eukaryota; Dinophyceae; Suessiales; Symbiodiniaceae.